CAAUUAAAAACAAUAUGCAUAAAACUCUUAAUAUGCUUUUAAACGAUUUUAUUACUGAUGCUAAAUCAAAAAUGGAAUCACCCAAACAUGAAACAUCUGUAGAUGUGGAAAUAAAUAAUACUCUGGUUACAAGGCAUAAGGGAAAGCCUCCUAAAAGGUAUAAAUUUAGCGUAGAAAUAAUUCAAUUCAAGAGGGAAGAUAAUAUGAUUAAUGAAAGAAAUCAAGAUACUACAC
Messenger RNA from Racocetra persica, 234 nucleotides. The record is from the annotation of a GenBank genome assembly. NCBI's taxonomy places the organism in Eukaryota, Fungi, Glomeromycota, Glomeromycetes, Diversisporales, Gigasporaceae.